UAAACUCUAGGGAAUCCAAAAAAAAAUGAUAUAUAUAGAUUUUCCUUCACGUUCAUCGUGAUCUUCUUCCUUUAGUUCAAAGGAACUAGCAGGCAGCUUCCCCUUCACGUUCUAUUUGCUUGCCGUUUAGAUAUCUUAAGUCGUUAGCGAAUACUAAUUACAUGAACGUUCCUUUAAAAACCCCACGGUCAUAGCUACUAGCCACAUUUUUUCUUAUUGAUCUUGCUAAUAUGAGUCACAAAAAAGCUCUUUCGCAGGGAAGCAUACCCUUUUCUUGGGAGGACAAACCCGGAGUUUGCAAGACCCCCAACAAUAAUGAGUGCUCUCUACAUAAAAGAUCACCUUCCUCCUUACCACCACCAUUUCCUAGCCACGUGGACUACUCAAAGAAGAAGAGUCCUCUGCCUCCUUAUCCGUUAUCACAACCACCUCCUCCUCGUCGAAGCACGUCGGGAAAGGGCUUUAAGCGGCAGGAUGACCCUUUUCUUGUUGCUUACAAGGAGUGUACCAAAGGUGAGAAAAAUGGCAAGUUACUCGACAAGAAUAAAAGAGGUGUUGGAUUCAAUUUUAGCGCAAGGAGAAUCAAAUUCACGUUUUCUUGUAGAAGUAUCAGUGAUGCAAGGGACGAUUAUGUAAUGCAGCCUGUUCGUAUUCCUAUGGUUAGAACUCGCGCGUUGUUAACUUUGGAAGAUGAUCACAAACAAUCUUUUAACCAUGGAACAUGGCUGUGAUUUGUUUAUCUGUUAUUUUGUUUCCUUUUAAGAUUUGCAAGAUAAUUAUGACUCUUAACAUAUUUAUUAUAUACAGUUAUUUAAAUAUUGUUUUCUUCCUAUUUUAAUUUGGUUCUAUACUACAAUUGUACGUACAUCAAUUCGGGUUAAGGAGAAGUUUCUGAGAGUCAAGCUUUAA
Arachis ipaensis is the source of this 909-nucleotide messenger RNA. Lineage: Eukaryota; Viridiplantae; Streptophyta; Magnoliopsida; Fabales; Fabaceae. The record is from RefSeq and is a predicted model, not a curated record.